This is a messenger RNA of Pseudomyrmex gracilis, 1676 nucleotides long. RefSeq lists its product as uncharacterized. Bases 295 to 1590 code for a protein of 431 amino acids. NCBI's taxonomy places the organism in Eukaryota, Metazoa, Arthropoda, Insecta, Hymenoptera, Formicidae. The transcript has a single exon. The record is from RefSeq and is a predicted model, not a curated record.
AACAUGUGACGAAUUCUGUCAGAUGACACAAAUGACAAAUACGAUUCUUUUAAUGCACACAAAGGAAGAAUACAUAAAGCCGCUCGGAGAGUUCGGGAUCUUCAUUAGACUUCUUGAACUUUUCCUCUCUCUCUCUUGGAUAGCAACAGGUCCCGAGUUACAAAGCGGAAGCAAGUGGAGAUGACAUUGGGCAAGAAGUCAGUGUAAAUUCGAACUCGCAACAUUCCGUCCGUAUAAAAAUCAACGUUGUCCUGUUCCGUCAAAACAAAUCUGUUGUUUUGAGCUUCGAAGAACAUGUCUACCGCGGUUGCACAAAUGAAACAAUACUUCGAAACGGUAACCGACGGCGUUGAAAGCGACGCGAAGAACGACGCGAAAAACGACGGCGUGUACAAAUUACUUUCACUGGACGAAAUAACGGAAAUAGCGAAACGCGUGCUGAACGGCGACUCGGAUCGAAUAGAAUACGUUAUUCAACCGUAUACCAAAACCAAACUUGGAUAUCUCGGCUCUCAUUAUCGCGUUAACGUAACGGCUACGAGGAAGAAGGGAACCCGCGAGCUCUCGUUUUUUCUCAAAACCGUGCCUUACGAAGUGCCCGAUCAAGCCGAUUACGUGAUACAGAAAGGCAUCUUCGAGAAGGAGGCGAUGUUCUACAACGUCAUAACGCCGCUGCUGCUCGAAGGAUAUAGCGGGGAAUUGUGGGCGCCGGUGUGUUACAAAGCGACGAAUAAUCUGAUGGUGUUCGAGGAAUUGAGAGGCAAGGGUUACUCGACGCGAGACAAGCUCUUCGACAAGACGCUCGUGCGCGCAGGUCUGAGCGCUAUCGCGCGAUUACACGCCGCGUCUCUGAUGGCGGAGACGCGUCUCGGAAUGCCUCUCAAUCGAUUGUAUCCCGACGCGUUUGUCGAGCGAGCCUUUCAGCAUGAUGGAAUGACGCGCGUGUGGAUGCAGGCGGGCGUCGAUGUGGCCGCCGCUAUCGCCGAACACUUGGGUCUCGAUUCCGAUCUGGUGCGAUCCACCUGCGAGCUGGUCUAUCACGCGACGACACCAUCGCGCACGAAGGCGAACGUCGUCAGUCACGGCGAUCUUUGGGGCAACAAUCUGAUGUUCAACAAGGACGUGUCGCCCAAGUGUCUGAUGGUGGAUUACCAGCUGUUGAGAUACUCUCCCUUGGCGCACGAUGUCGCCCAGUUUCUUUAUCUGUGCACGGACCGCAGCUUCCGCGAAACGUGGGAGAGCGCGAUGCUUCAGCAUUAUUAUAAGACGCUGCGCGAGACUCUGAACGCCCACGAGAUCUGUGUGCGAACGCCCCCGUGGUCGGAGAUAGUCCUGGGCAUGGAGGAGCAACGGUUGGGCGCCCUUAUAACCGCGAUCAUUUACUUCCCCACAGUUCUGAUGGACGAGAAUCUCAGCGCGACUGUGAUAAACGAUCCGGCGUCGUACGCCGAUUAUUACUUCAGAGACAGAAGGGAGUUCGUUAUGACGAAUAUGAAAAAAGAUCCGGUCUACGGGAGAAGACUCAGCGAAGCUGUCAUCGAACUCGUCGAGCUCGCUUCGCGUUUGGAUCAAUUGCCGACGCCCUCGUAAAAUUAUGCACUAAAUAACAUAGAAACAAUAAAAAUUAAAUUACUUAUGUAAAAAUUAUAUACAUAUAAAAGUAGCUGAUAUAAAAA